Phyllostomus discolor (pale spear-nosed bat) is the source of this 3933-nucleotide messenger RNA. It is a transcript of the gene TTI1, whose product is annotated as TELO2 interacting protein 1. Bases 123 to 3494 code for a protein of 1123 amino acids. Gene Ontology annotation, biological process: chromatin remodeling. The record is from RefSeq and is a predicted model, not a curated record. Gene Ontology annotation, cellular component: cytoplasm. Lineage: Eukaryota; Metazoa; Chordata; Mammalia; Chiroptera; Phyllostomidae. The transcript has 8 exons.
AACCUUUCUGGCGCGGUGCGGCGCGCCAGUUAUCGCGUCACUUCCGGCGGGGCGGAGGAGGCGGGAGAGGGAAAGGCUGGAAAACGAGGAUGUUUCCUCGGUGAGAGGAAGGCUUCUGCACGAUGGCGGUUUUUGAUACUCCUGAGGAGGCCUUCGGCGUCUUACGCCCCGUCUGCGUUCGGCUCACCAAGACGCAGACAGUGGAGAACGUGGAGGAGCUGCGGGCGCAGUUACAGACCGUGAGUGACUCUGCGCUUCAGGAACUUCAGCAGUACGUGCUCUUCCCUUUGCGGUUCACCCUGAAGACCCCGGGUCCCAAAAGGGAGCGCUUGAUCCAGAGCGUGGUGGAGUGCCUCACCUUUGUCCUCUCCUCGACAUGUGUGAAGGAGCAGGAGCUUCUCCAGGAACUCUUCUCGGAGCUCUCCAGUUGUCUCUACUCCCCCGGCUCCCAGAAGCCCGCCGCUGUGUCUGAGGAGCUGAAACUGGCCGUGGUCCAGGGCCUCAGCACGUUAAUGCACUCCGCUUAUGGGGACAUCAUUCUGACCUUCUACGAGCCCUCCGUUCUGCCUCGCUUAGGGUUUGCAGUGUCUUUAGUGUUAGGCCUAGUGGAACAGGAGAAAUCAAAGCACAUUAAAAUUGCUGCCUUAAGAUGUUUGCAGGUCCUACUCCUUCAGUGUGACUGUGAUGACCACCCGAGGUCCUUGGACGAGCUUGAGCAAGAGCAGCUGGGGGACUUGUUUGCUUCUUUUUUACCCGGAAUCUCAACCGCGCUGACCAGGAUCAUCACAGGAGACUUCAAACAAGGGCACGGCAUUGUUGUAUCUUCCCUAAAGAUCUUUUACAAGACGGUGGGCUUCGUCAUGGCUGAUGAACAGCUCAGAAGAAUCUCAAAGGUUCAGGCAAAGCCUGCGGUGGAGCACAGAGUAGCAGAGCUGAUGGUUCACAGGGGGGCUGACUGGGUAAAAAACACUGGUGACAAGCUGACUGUCCUUAUUAGAAAGGUGACUGAGUGGGUUUCGGUUCACCCGCACUGGAAGGUGAGGCUGGAGCUGAUAGAAUUUGUCGAGGCCCUUCUUUUGAAGUGCAGUCAGUCACUGGUCGAGUCGGCCGGCCCCCUUCUGAAGGCUUUGGUGGGUCUGCUCAACGAUGAGAGUCCCGAAGUCCAAGCCCGGUGCAACGAAGUCCUGAGACAUCUUGCAGACCAGAAGGCAGUGGUGGGCAGCAGAGCCUUGGCUGACAUCUUGUCGGAAAACCUGCACUCCCUGGCCACCUCUCUUCCCCGCCUAAUGAACUCCCAAGACGAUCAGGGCAAAUUCUCCACUCUUUCCUUGCUGCUCGGUUAUCUGAAACUCUUGGGCCCCAAAGUGAACUUCGUCCUCAACUCUGGGGCCCAUCUCCAGCGCCUUUCCAAAGCCCUUGUCCAAGUUCUAGAACUGGACGUGGCUGAUGUCAGAGUUGUUGAAGAGCGGCGUUGGAGCUCGGAUCAUCUGAGUGCCUCUCCAGAGAGCGUAGCCGCACGGCCAUCGAGUCAGAUCCAGAGGAGGUAUUUCCGCUUCUUCACUGAUGACAGGGUUUUCCUGCUCCUGCAGCAGGUCUGUCAGCUCCUCGGGUUUUACGGGAACCUCUAUUUGCUUGUCGAUCACUUUACGGACCUGUACCGUGAAUCUGUGGUUUACCGAAAGCAGGCCGCCAUGAUCCUUAAUGAAUUGGUUGCAGGGGCUGCUGGGCUGGAAGUGGAAAAUCUUCACGAAAAUCAUAUUAAGACAAGCCCAGAGGAACUGAGAGAGAUCGUGACAUCACUACUUGAAGAGUACACAAGCCAGGAAAACUGGUAUUUGGUCACUUGUAUGGAAGCUGAAGAAGUGGAGGAGGAGCUAACAGUAAAGCAGUCAGGCCUCCAGGCCAUCACAUCUGGUGCCCACACCUGCCAAGUUACAUCUUUUCCAGCCUUCUCAAAGCCAAGCCCCACGAUUUGCUCCAUGAACAGCAACAUCUGGCAAAUAUGCAUCCAGUUGGAAGGGAUUGGCCACUUUGCACAUGCACUAGGAAUGGAUUUCCAGUUGCUCUUGAUGUCGGCCCUCUAUCCAGUUCUGGAGAAGGCCGGAGACCAAACCCUGCUCAUUAGCCAGGCAGCUACCAGUGCCAUGAUGGACAUUUGCCAUGCCUGUGGCUACGACUCCCUGCGGCACCUGAUCAAUCAGAAUUCAGACUAUUUGGUAAAUGGGAUCUCCUUAAAUCUGCGUCAUCUGUCUCUGCACCCGCAUACCCCAAAGGUCUUAGAAGUCAUGCUGCGGAACUCUGAUGCUAGCCUGCUCCCUUUGGUGGCAGAUGUGGUUCAAGAUGUCUUGGCUGCCCUUGAUCAAUUUUAUGAUAAGAGAGCUACUUCCUUUGUCAGUGUUCUGCACGCCCUGCUGGCAGCACUAGCCCAGUGGUUCCCAGACACAAGCGAUCUUGGGCAACUCCAAGAGCAAAGUGUAGGGGAGGAGGGAAGUCACUUGAGCAAAAGACCGGCAGCUCUUGAAAAAGGACCCGAGAAUCUCACCACAGCCGAAGACAUCGAACAGUUUCUGCUCAACUACCUCAAGGAAAAGGACGUGGCCGAUGGAAAUGUCACAGAUUUUGAUGAGGAAGAGGAGCAGUCAGACCCUCCCAAAGUGGACGAGAAGGACACCGGUCCCCAUGUGAAGCCACCGCUGCCACUGCAGAUCCAGAUAGCCACAGACGUGAUGGAGCGCUGCAUCCACUUGUUAUCGGAUAAAAAUCUGAAAAUCCGCCUGAAGGUCUUGGACGUGCUGGGCCUGUGUGUGGAAGUCCUGCAGGCUCACAGGGACCAGCUCCUUCCCAUGGCUCACCGGGCCUGGCCUGCGCUUGUGCACCGGCUCACAAACGACGACCCCCGGGCAGUGCUCAGAGCCUUCAAGGUGCUGCGUACCCUGGGGGGCAAGUGUGGCGACUUCCUCCGCAGCCGGUUCUGCAAAGAUGUCCUGCCAAAGCUGGCCAGCUCCUUAGUCACCCAGGCUCCCGUCAGUGCCCGGGCUGGACCGGUUUACUCCCACACGCUGGCCUUCAAGCUGCAGCUGGCCGUCUUGCAGGGCCUGGGCCCCCUCUGCGAGAGACUGGACCUAGGUGAGGGCGACCUGAAUAAAGUGGCUGAUGCCUGCUUGAUUUACCUCAGCGCCAAACAGCCUGUGAAAUUACAAGAGGCUGCCAGGAGGGUUUUCCUCCACUUGAUGAAGGUGGACCCGGACUCCACCUGGUUCCUGCUGCACGAGCUUUACUGCCCUGAGCAGUUCAUACCCCCCCACCCCUCCCUGCACCCUGUGCAGCUGCGGGGGGCCACGGGGCAGCCGAACCCCUACGCGGCCAGCGUGCUCCUCCUGCUCCGGGAGCUGCAGGGCGCCGAGUCGAGCCCCCUCCCCAGCCUGCAGACGGGGGCCGGCCCCACCCGGCCGAAGGCCGUGGCAGCCGCAGAGAGGACUGCGAAGGUGGAUUAGACAGCCGAUCGAUUUAUAAAUUGAUCGAUCACGCAACUGCUUAGAAAUUGGAUUGAAGGAAAGUAGCUGACUGUUAUUUACAUUUCAUACUCGGUGUUUUCCGAUGACAUUGUCUGGCAGCUCUUAAGGGCUUAACUCCUUAGCUCACUGUCCCCGAGGCCCCAGCCGCCUCACAGGCCAGCCCUCACAGGGCCCCCACACACGCCAGAGCUCGCGGACACGGGGGGCGGAGGCCUGUCCUGCACCCCGGGACCCCGAGGACCACGAGGCAGUGUCACUCCGGGAGUCCACAGACACGCGCCUCCCUCACCGCAAGUGCUGAGACGGAGCUCUCUGCACUUAACCUGUUCUUUGGAAGAGAAUGAAAUAAAGACACUUCUUGGAUGAAAAUAUGAUCAAGGGCUCACUUUGAAGUUUUUCAUAUAAACUGGGUGACUUU